AUGCCCUCUUCAGCUGGAAUAGCAAAGCAGAUGCCUCAGUUUGAGAGCAGAGGAGUCUGUGGUCAGCCAAUAUUGUCUUCUCGAAUUGUGGGUGGCCAAGCGUCCAAGAGAGGAGCCUGGCCAUGGCAGGUCAGCAUCCGUUGGAAUGGGAGGCAUUUCUGCGGCGGGUCCCUUGUGGCAAAACAGUGGGUGGUGUCAGCAGCCCACUGCUUUAGAAGGAAUCCUGUCUUGGACAUCACAGUGAGCUUGGGGAGCAACCAGCUUGAUAAUAUGAGCUCCAAUGCUCGGAUCAUCCCUGUCACCCAAGUAAUCUGCAACAUCGAAUUUUCAGGAACUGGAACAAGAGGGGACAUUGCCCUGUUGAGGCUCCAGCAGCCCCUGGAAUAUACCCCCUACAUCCUCCCUGUGUGUGUGCCCUAUUCUUCUGCGAAAUUCCCUGAAGGCAUGCCAUGCUGGGUAACUGGAUGGGGAAACAUCAGACAUGGGGAGCCACUUCCUUCUCCAGGGAUGCUGCAAGAAGUUGAAGUCCCCCUCAUAAGUCUUGAAAGAUGCAAAGAGAUGUUCAAUGUAUCAUUCCCUCAUUCCAAGGGCACCAAGUCCAUCUUGGAUACCAUGCUUUGUGCUGGAUAUGAAGCCGGGGGAAAGGAUGCUUGCCAGGGUGAUUCUGGGGGGCCGUUGGUCUGUGUCCAAAAUGACGCCUGGUUUCUGGUGGGCAUCGUGAGCUGGGGAUGGAAGUGUGCAAUGCCGAACCACCCUGGGGUCUAUACCAGAGUGACAAGCUAUGCGGGCUGGCUGCAGCGUUAUGUUCCGGACCUGCAGUUUGGAGUUGUGCCGAUUGCUCUGCAAGGGAGUGGGAAUCAUUCCAACUGUCUCACUCUCCCUCCUCUUCUCAUCUGCUCUAUUUUCCUCCUCUUCACUAUUUUGCAACUGGAAUUCAGGAUAUGA
This is a messenger RNA of Varanus komodoensis (Komodo dragon), 945 nucleotides long. Its product is annotated as serine protease 33-like. The transcript is spliced from 5 exons. Gene Ontology annotation, molecular function: serine-type endopeptidase activity. Gene Ontology annotation, biological process: proteolysis. Bases 1 to 945 code for a protein of 314 amino acids. The record is from RefSeq and is a predicted model, not a curated record. NCBI's taxonomy places the organism in Eukaryota, Metazoa, Chordata, Lepidosauria, Squamata, Varanidae.